AUGGCUGCUCUGAAUCCUCCCCAUUUUACACGGGUAUUCAUCCGAUACUUUUGCCUCUACCACUUGCUACUGUCUCUCCACCUGCCUCCCCGUGCUUCCUCGCUUUCGUUCAACUCCAAUUUUUCCCUGCCCCGCAGCUACAACCCACAAGAUUUCAUCCUUCAGGGCGAUGCAUACUUCGACUCCCAGAUGAUCGAGCUGACAAAGAACGACCAGAGCCAAAAAAUCCAUGACAGCGUGGGCCGCGUGGUGUACGCGCAGCCGGUGCCGCUCUGGGAUGUCGCCACCGGCAAGCUCGCAACAUUCAACACCACCUUCUCCUUCCAAAUCAAGCCCGAGGACGGUGCAGUUACCGGCGACGGCAUGGCUUUCUUCCUGGGCCACUACCCACCGACAAGCAUCCCGAACCCCAUUGAGAAUGGCAGGAACCUCGGCCUCUUCACCAACAACAGCAACACGAAUGCCACCGGCAACGACCGGAUCCUGGCGGUUGAGCUGGACACCUUUUUGAACACCGGCAUAGACACCAGCAACAGCCACAUCGGCAUCGACGUCAACUCCAUAAUCUCGCGGGUGUACACCAAUGUGAUGGUGCCCGGCAAGAACCUGACGUCUGGUCUCCCUAUGACCUGCCAGGUUAGCUAUGACAAUAACACACAAAUCUUAACCGCCACUCUCAAGAUCGGUGACGUGGCCUACCACGUCGACACCAGUGCCGACCUGAGGCAGCUCUUGCCUAGUGUCGUGGCCAUCGGCUUCUCGGCUGCAACCGGGGCAGCCGUCGAGCUACACCGGAUACUGUCUUGGUCAUUUGAGUCCAGCUUAGAUAUGUCUCCACCACCCGAGCCUCAACCACCUGCUGCUACUAAACCUAAACCUAAGAGCCACUCAAAGCUCCCCUGGCCCUCGAUAGUAGCUAUUAUUAUUUCUUGUGGGUGUGUAGUACUAUUAGUUUCUGGGUUGGUCGUGGUCUUCUGUUGCUGCCGGCACACACGAAAUAACGACCUAGAUGAGGCUCCCCCUAGAGCUGGUGUCCCCAUGCAGAUGCAGAUGCAGACGCAGGACGUGGUACUACUACUAGUGGACCCGGUAAACAACUUGGCUAGCAUCGCCAGAAGUUUCCAGUAUGAUGAGCUUGUCGAAGCGACAAACAACUUUGCUGAGGAUACGAUGCUGGGAAGAGGGGGCUCUGCAUCUGUGUAUCGGGGCCGAUUGACUAAUCCAGACAAACUGGUGGCGAUAAAGAGGUUCAAUGGGCAAGCAUCAGACGCGGAAAAGGGGUUAUUCCAGGCUGAAAUCAAGGCCAUCAGUGGACUGAGGCAUCGGAACCUGGUAGAGUUAGUAGGCUGGUGCAAUGAUGUCGGCAACAACCAUCUCUUGCUAGUUUACGAGCUUGUAUCACAGGGUAGCCUCGACGAACACUUGCAUGGGGACAAGAGCUGGUUGUCAUGGCCAAAGAGGUACAGGAUCAUCCUUGACACAGGGUGUGCCCUAGAGUACAUCCACAAACAAUGCAAUGAUUGUGUCUUGCACGGUGACAUUAAACCUUGUAACAUAUUGCUCGACGAAAGGUAUCAAGCUAAGAUAACAGACUUCGGUUUGGCAAGGCUGAUUGAUCACGAAACACAGCAAAAGACGACACAAUGUCCAGCCGGGACCCCAGGGUAUAUAGACCCGGAAUUUUUGGAAACGGGCAAGCGGAGUAGGGAGUCAGAUGUCUACAGCUUUGGCAUCGUUUUGCUGGAGAUUGUUUCAGGCCGGCGUCCUGCUGGCAGCCGAUUGCUAACAGAGGUAAGGAAUCGGCACAGCAGAAACGCGAUCGUUGAAGCAAUAAAUCCACGGCUGCUGGCCGAGUCAACCAGUAGGGAUCACGACGAACGCAAGAUGGAGCGUGUGCUGCUCAUCGGGCUCUGGUGCACACACCCCGACCCAACCAAGCGUCCACUCAUCGCAGAAGCCAUGAAGACACUCGAAUCAGAUGAUGAGAAUUUGGAGAUCCCUGCACUGCCGCAUCAUGUGGCUGAGCCAUUAGGUCACAGCGCCUCCUCAAGUGAGAAUUCUAGCGUGCACGCCUCCACAGCUCAUGAUCAAGAUUUUCUAGCUCGUUAG
This is a messenger RNA of Aegilops tauschii subsp. strangulata, 2109 nucleotides long. Its product is annotated as L-type lectin-domain containing receptor kinase IX.1-like. Gene Ontology annotation, biological process: protein phosphorylation. Lineage: Eukaryota; Viridiplantae; Streptophyta; Magnoliopsida; Poales; Poaceae. The record is from RefSeq and is a predicted model, not a curated record. Gene Ontology annotation, molecular function: protein kinase activity; carbohydrate binding; ATP binding.